This is a messenger RNA of Oncorhynchus kisutch (coho salmon), 3482 nucleotides long. RefSeq names its product gastrula zinc finger protein XlCGF57.1-like. Gene Ontology annotation, biological process: regulation of transcription by RNA polymerase II. Gene Ontology annotation, molecular function: DNA-binding transcription factor activity, RNA polymerase II-specific; RNA polymerase II cis-regulatory region sequence-specific DNA binding. The record is from RefSeq and is a predicted model, not a curated record. NCBI's taxonomy places the organism in Eukaryota, Metazoa, Chordata, Actinopteri, Salmoniformes, Salmonidae. The transcript has 2 exons. Bases 1494 to 3125 code for a protein of 543 amino acids.
UAGCUAGCAGAACGGAAGACAAGGGCAGAUUAGCCACUCGUCGCCUGAUCCUCACAAGGCAUCCUGAUCUCUUUCCGCAAAACGUACGUUUCCUUUUCCAGCAAAUCACAGGGAUCUGGGCCUGGUCGGGUGUCUGUAGUAUAUCCCUCGCGUCCGACUUAUUGAAUCGAACGAGAAGUUCUUCUUUGAGUUGAGUAAUCCCAAUACUGAUGCCCAGAAGCUCUUUUCGGUCAUAAGAGAAGGUAGCAGCAACAUUAUGUACAAAACAAGUUACGAACAACGCGAAAAAAGGAAAUAAAAUAGCAUGGUUGGUUAAGAGCCGAUAAGACGGCAGCCCGACCCUGAGUUGGAUGUGCUGAGAAAAUAUACAAUGUAGGCCGCCUGUCAGUAUUUGUCAUCAUAUUGAGAAAAUAAGAUGUCCACAUAAGCCUAUCACAGGAUAUAUGAGUCAAUAUCCGGCCAAACCAUGAAUGAUAUCUGGAGGGAAUCCAAAAACGAUUUGUGCAUAAUGAAAACUGCUAAAAACUGAACCACGAAACCAAAAUUGUAUAGUGUCGAGUUUACGUACAGUUUGAAAACAACUGUAUAAAUUGACAUCAAUUUAAUUUAGGUUGGAAGCUAAAACCAAGUAAUUCAUGGAUUUGACUGUAAAUACUACACCACUCUUCUUCAGCCAGUGUACUUCUAUACAGUAGGGCAAAGUGGGUCACUGUGCUACCAUUUGAAAUGAUGGUGUGGUGUACAAAUCACUGCUAAAAUACUUGGGUGUUAAAUUAGUUUAUUCCACUCAUUAUCUGAAUGUUGUUGAUUUUUAGUUACAGUAGUAAGACAUAGACAAUUGGAUCUUGAGCAAUGUUACAUGGGCCAGAAAUUGCACCAGGCUACACCCAUACCUUUUUACUGUAGGUUUCUACUACAUGCCACAAUACCCCCAUAUCUGAUGGUUUCUUCUAUGUAUGUACUGUGUAAGGAUACUGAAACUAUGAGACUGACAUUUUUCUCAACAUGCUCCAAGUGGGAUAACUAGCAGCAAUAGUUCUGGUGUUUAGUUUUUUUUAUCACUGGUUAUUUGAACAAACCAUGAUUUAGCAGGUGUUACCAUCUUUCACAUUUCGGAAAGGGAGGUGACAUUUGGCCCUUAUCAAGAGGGAGGAACUCCACAUUCUGGUUCUGCUCCUCGUUCUAGCAUCUCCUAAUCUCUUAACUCGGGUGAAAGAUGUGUUCAACUCCAAUAAAUGCUCAAUCAAGGUUCUGAACAUAAAAUGGGGCAUUCCAAGUGUCAUCAGUUUUGGCAUUUUGUACUAAGAGUCAAAAAAUAUAUAUAAACCACUUCCAUUUGAAAAAUGUGCCAAAGUGAUUUGAAAAAAAUAUGUACAUUUGUGGAAAGUAGUGAACGAUUGCACACUUCAGGAGAAAUGGGGUAUUAUAAGGAUGCAGCAAUCAAUCAGAGAUUUAGACUAAAGUCAUCACAUUUUUUGGUCUAAUGAUAUUCUAUGUACAAUACUUCCUGUGGUCACCAGGACAGAGCUAGUCCGUCCUCCUCCACCCUGCCAGAGUCCCCUGGUCACAACUCUCCUGGUAGCUCCUUACUGCUGGGUCUGAAGAGGGUGUUUGUGCGGCUGGUCGACUGCAGGAAAACACCAGGGCAGAGUGGAACUGUGAGAGAAGGACACGAGGAGGGAGAUUUGAUUUCAUCAAGGGACUCUCCUCCUCUCAGUGGGAGGGACUUAUCAUCUGGGGAGCUUCAACUACAACAUGUUGCUGACGAGGCAGAGAAGAGUGUCUCCCAAUCAGAACACCUCAAACACCAGCACAGACAUACAGGGAAGAAAUCUCACCACAGCUGCUCUGACUGUGGGAAGAGUUUCACUACACGGAGGUCCUUCAUAAUUCACCUGCGUAUUCACACCGGAGAGAAGCCUUAUCACUGUUAUCAGUGUGGAAAGAGCUUCAAUCAGUCAGGCAACCUGACAACACACCAGGUAACACACACUGGAGAGAAGCCUUAUAGCUGUGAUCAGUGUGGGAAGAGCUUUGCUCGGUCUGGACAGCUGACUACACACCGGGUAACACACACUGGAGAGAAGCCUUAUAGCUGUGUUCAGUGUGGAAAGAGCUUUAAUCAGGCAGGCAACCUGACAGCACACCAGCUAACACAUACUGGAGAGAAGCCUUACAGCUGUGAUCAGUGUGGGAAGAGCUUCAAUCACUCAGGCAACCUGACAGCACACCAGGUAACACACACUGGAGAGAAGGCUUAUAGCUGUGAUCAAUGUGGGAAGAGGUUUGCUCACGCUUCCAACCUAACUAGACACCAGGUAACACACACAGAAGAGAAGCCUUACAGCUGUGAUCAAUGUGGGAAGAGGUUUGCUCAAGCUUCCAACCUAACUAGACAUCAGGUAACACACACAGAAGAAAAGCCUUACAGCUGUGAUCAAUGUGGGAAGAGGUUUGCUACAUAUUACACAUUCAAAUAUCAUCUGAGAAUUCAUACAGGGGAGAAGCCUUACCCCUGCCUUGAUUGUGGGAAAAACUUUGCGAGUGCAGGAUCCCUAACCAUACACCAGAGUGUACACACUGGAGAGAAGCCUUAUAGCUGUCAUCAGUGUGGGAAGAGCUUUGCUGUAGCUAACACCCUGAUUAUACACCAGCGCAUACACACUGGAGAGAAGCCUUAUAGCUGUAAUCUGUGUGGAAAGAGCUUUGCUGUGGUUUCCACCUUGAAUAAACAUCAGCGCAUACACACUGGAGAGAAGCCAUAUAGCUGUGAUCAGUGUGGGAAGAGCUUUGCUCUAUCAGAUAAACUAACUAUACACCAGCGAACACACACAGGAGAGAGGCCUUAUAGCUGUGAUCAGUGUGGAAAGAGCUUUGCUCGAGCUUCCACCCUGAAUUCACACCAGCGAACACACACUGGAGAGAAGCCUUAUAGCUGUGAUCAGUGUGGAAAGAGCUUUGCUGAGUUAGGGACCCUGAAUUCACACCAGCGAACACACACUGGAGAGAAACCCUAUGUCUGUCUAUGUGGAAAGAGUUUUUCUCUUUUAGGGCAAAUAAAAAAACACCAGAAAUCAAAAACGUGCCAUAUUUCAUCUCCAUCCUAUACCCGACAGUGGUUAUAGAUCCCUAAAUGAAAGGCUCUAUAGAAAACAUAUCCAUCUCCCAUUCUUAAACAGUUGACUUAGUCUGAUCACCAUGGUAACCUCUGUGCAGCAUAAUAUGCAGCUCUGAUCUAGGAUCAGGUCUCCCCUGUGUCUAUGUAAUAUUCACACAUUGGGAUCUAAAUGGAUAAAUGUUAUCAUAGAAAAUGUCAUAUUGUGUGUGUGGGGGGGGGGGGGGGGGGUGAUGUUGAUAAUUGUAUCGUCUUUCAUAUACUCAUGAUACUAUUAUUAAAUCUCAUUAUGUAUAAUGUUUCAACAAUAGGUGUAUAUUCAUGUAUUCAAUUAAUCAAUAAAUUCAAUCCAAUAUCUUAUAAACAA